Arthroderma uncinatum is the source of this 3870-nucleotide messenger RNA. RefSeq names its product ubiquitin-specific protease. The record is from RefSeq and is a predicted model, not a curated record. Gene Ontology annotation, molecular function: cysteine-type deubiquitinase activity; proteasome binding. NCBI's taxonomy places the organism in Eukaryota, Fungi, Ascomycota, Eurotiomycetes, Onygenales, Arthrodermataceae. The coding region runs from base 1 to 3870 and encodes 1289 amino acids. Gene Ontology annotation, biological process: protein deubiquitination; regulation of proteasomal protein catabolic process; proteasome-mediated ubiquitin-dependent protein catabolic process. The transcript is spliced from 11 exons.
AUGGCUCUACCGGUGCGGCUGGGCAAAACCGCUCCCCGAUUGAUACAGGAUGUCUUGUGCUAUGAUCCGGCGAGCCCCUCGCGCCCGAAAUUCAACCCUUUGAAAGACCUGCCGGCUAUAUUCUACGACGAGGCUACAUACGUUGACCAGGCUGACCCGGACGGCUGUCCCCAUCGCUACAUCACAAAGCCUCAUCAGUCGGUGCUCCCUUCAACGGAGAAGCAGCGUGUUCCAGGCGCCAGAUACAAGGUCUCGUCGAUAUGUCAGAAGUGCCGGCUCCAUCUCGAGCUGGGGAUAGUGUUCAAGAACCAGCUUGCCUGCGGUACAGGCAGCUUGCACCACCUGACUUACUCGCACAAGGAGUCGACCGACAGGCUCAGGAACUCCUUCCAGACAAAGGGCCAGCCGCUGGAGGUAUAUGUCUAUACCUGUGCGCACACCGGAUGCUCAGCCUCAGUCCAUCUAAAGCUGUCGGCUCCCCUUCUUACCCCGGACUGGGUGGAUCUCCUGACCAACGAAGACACCCUGAAACAGCGUGUAGAUGACGCCUUGGCUCUGGAGCCGGAGCGGUUGGAAGGCAUAGGUCGACCGCUGCCAUUGACCGUCCUCACCCACCUGAAAACGUACAUUGACAAUGCAUUGCAUGAUGAACAACGGAAUCGGUCUAUUAACCUUGCAAACAAGAAGUUCACCGUGUGCUUUGGCUCAGGCGGAGAGCCCUGCAAGCCGUUGUUUGAAUAUCUAGGCUUCAAGCUAGCUGAGGACCGCUGGGACCCGCCUAAGCCAAAUACAAAAGCGCUGAAGCCAUACACGGAUCCAGUGAACAUAUUCCUCGACAAUAUCUCAUAUGAACUGCUGGCCCUCAUAAGCCAGCGGCCACAGCAUGAGAUAGAGGGCCAGGGAACAAGCCUUGUUUUCACACCGUCGUUGAGCCAGUUCCAUCAGCUACUUGGAUCGGAAGACUAUGCAAAAACCCGUGCUAAUCCCCAGACUCGCCAAACAAAGGCUCCAUAUUACGAGCAUCUAGGCACGCUAGGCGACAUGUCUAACGAACUGAUAAUCGAGGCAUACCGCCGACAAGUCAAGCUUGCACCUGCUCGAGGUAGCUACUACCUCCGAUGCUUACGGUCAAUCGGCCACUGGCGAGAUCCCGUUGAUGGCAAGCCAAUACAGAAUUUCGUUGAGUACGAAUACGAAACUGGCAAAUACGCUGAUGAUGAUCUACCUGAUUCUUAUCGGUAUUUCAAUUUCGAUUAUUUCAAGGAGCGCCUUAUAACAGAUGAUGCUAUCAUUGGUUCAUUUUAUGCUCGGCUUGAAGAUACGCAGAACGAUAUGGAAUUACGAAAACAUCUCUGGAGGAUAGGCGACCAUCGCAAGAGUGAAAAGAUAAAGGCUGUUGCGGAAGAGAGAGUGUCUACUGCAGAGCAGGCAGAGGUGUUCCUUGGUGUUCAUCCAGAUACACCAGAUGAUUUUAUAAUUUCUAUGUAUGCUGCCAAGAUUAGCGAUAACCCCGGGACCAAAGAUCUAGCCAAGCGGGCUGUUCGCCUAAUUGCAGACUCUCGAAAAUCUGAAGCUCUACAGCACUUUGUAAAAACAGGGGAAACGGGCACUACUCAAAUGGAUAUUGGUGAUGCAUUCCGACUACUGCAGAUCCCAGAUCGAUCAGUGGAUGAUGCCGCGAUAUUAGCUGCGUUCUCAGUCUGUUGCUCAGAGGCCCCUGAGCAGGUGGAAACGUACCGACAAGCGCUCGGCGUUAUUGCAGAAGAGAGUGGGAGCGCGAUGAUCCGCAGUGUACUUGCAGACGACAAUUCCCAGGUGAGCCGUGCAUUGCUCGACUGGCCUGUUGGACUUCGAAAUAUCGGAAACACCUGCUACUUAAAUAGCUUGCUGCAGUUUUAUUUUACUAUACAGCCAUUUCGAAAUAUGGUUCUAGACCUUGAACGAUACAAGACAGAAUUGGACGAUAACGCGAUUCAUAACAAAAAGGUCGGAUCUCGAAAGGUAUCCCUCUUGGAAAUACAGCGUUCACAGAAAUUUCUCGGCCAGCUAAAAACCCUCUUCAAUGACAUGAUUACGUCUCCCAAUUCAUUUGUAACGCCAACCCAAGAGCUUGCUAGAUUGACUUUGCUCAGUUCCACAAGUGAGGCAGCAAUUAGACGCAAAUCCCUUUCAACGCACAGAGUUUCAGAGCUGGGAGAUAUCAACGGCAUGCCUAUAAUGGGGCCUGUUGGCCCACCUACUCCUAUACCCGAAGAGCAGGCAGUCAAGGCCGUCGAAAACGCGCCAGACAAGGCAGAACCGGUUAAAGACGACGCUGGCGUCAUCGCUCCCACUGGUACACCUAACGAGCAUGUCUCGGAUGCUUCCCCAGAAACAAAUAUCAUCCCCAGUAUAGAGGCAGACGGCGCGACCGAUACCCCCGCUGGAGAUAACAAUACAUCUGAAAAGCCCGCGCCAGAAAUAAUUGCAGCACCAAAUAGGGCCCCGCCAGUUCCGCCGCGACCAGCCCCUCGCGUUGAUAAUGAACAGCUAAUUCGAGAAGAAGUGGAACUUGGUGCGCAGCAGGAUGUCACGGAGGUGAUUAACAAUGUUCUCUUCCAGGCACAGUGUGCAAUCAAGCCAACCAAGAUCGACGCGGACGGGAACCAAAUUGAUCUAAUCAUGGAUCUCUUCUACGGUCAAACCAAGUCCUAUAUAACAGCAAUGAACGGGAUUCGUUCCAAAAAUGAGCUCUGGUCAGAUAUCAAAGUUGAUGUUGCCACCGGUUCAAGAGAUAUCUAUGCUGCCAUUGAUGGGGCAUUUGACAGACAAAACGUGCAUGUGGAAGGGGCAGAUGCGGAGCAGUACGGCGCUAUCAGCAAGAUUCCACCAGUACUCCAAGUCCAGGUGCAGCGUGUUCAGUUCGAUCAGGUGAAAAAAUCGUCAUUCAAGUCUACUCAUCAUCUAGAUUUGAAGGAAACUAUAUACAUGGAUCGAUAUAUGGACGUCCCAGAGCAUGAUAGCAUGGGGUUGUAUAAACGUCGCCGAGAAAAGUGGGCUUGGAAAGAAGAACUCAACGGAUUGAGAGCUCGACGGGCAGAGCUUCUAAACAACGAUGUACCACUCCCUUCACUGAAGAAAUGGGCAUCUCUCCCAGACGUUUUUAAAGAUGCACGAGACAAAAUCCAGGAUUUGCGAUCGAUGGGGGAUGACCCUGAGAUCGCAGACGAGGCAAUAGAAAUCGACGAACAAGUGACGACGCAACUCUCAAAUCUAGAAACAAUGACGAGAGGGGAGCUCGCACGCAUCGACUCCCGAGCGGAACAACUCACCCAAUUAAUAGAUAACCAAUUCUCUGACAUGCAAUCCCUUCCGUACCAUCUCUACGCAGUGUUCAUCCACCACGGAUCUGUCGAAUUCGGACAUUACUACAUUUAUAUAUUCGAUUUCGAGAAGCAGAUAUGGCGCAAGUACAACGACACCGAAGUAACGGAAGUGCACAGCACGGCCGAAAUUUUCAGCGACCGCAAUUUGCAGAACCCGCCUACCCCUUACUUCCUCGUGUACCUGAACGACCGGCUCAAGGAACGCCUGGCGAAACCCGUGUGCCGUCACGUCGAGGAGACGCCAGCCCCGACAGCAGCCCCAGUGACCGACAAUACAAAGCCAAGCCAUUCCCACGGUCACGGCGACAGUGGUAAGGGGGAUAGCAAUGAUGCCGACACAGAGAUGACCGAUCUGCCUCCUGGGUAUGACGAGGCACAGAGGACAGCCCCAGGUAGGGAGAGCUCAUAUCCAAUCCAGGAGAGAAGCUCCCGUCGGCCAAACAGCCCCCAUGCUCGAGGAGACUGGGAAAAGGACUAUGCUGACGAGCCUCGUGUGGCAUGGUAG